Messenger RNA from Pistacia vera, 1554 nucleotides. RefSeq lists its product as uncharacterized. The record is from RefSeq and is a predicted model, not a curated record. The transcript has 5 exons. Bases 404 to 880 code for a protein of 158 amino acids. Lineage: Eukaryota; Viridiplantae; Streptophyta; Magnoliopsida; Sapindales; Anacardiaceae.
CCAACGCGAUGUGCUUCCGUCGAUCGCGCAGCGGCCCUUAUACGAAAGCCCACCGCCCCAACCCGUCGCUGAUCUCAACCUCCAAAACUCCAAUCCUACAACGAGCUCUGUUUUUACUUCUUCGCUUUAAAUUGAUUGUUUUUUCCUUCAAACCCUUCUAAGCUAGCCAUGGUGGUCGUGAACUCGACUCAAACUGGCAAUUUGUCCACUAGCCAGUAACCCCUUCCCUGUAAUAAAAGGAAUAAUAAAAUAUUUGCUAAGUAAUUUAAAAAAAUUAAUUAAAUGAAAUGACAGAAUUGCCCUUACGGCGUUAAAAAUGUGGGAAGAAUCGGAAAACCGUUUGUUUCAAUGUCCAUAAAAUACCAGAAACUGGAAACCGAAAAAUUUUCAAGUGAAAACGCUAAUGGGGACGAGAGAAGUGUACGAGGAGAAACUGAGAAGCGGCAAUCUUCAUCACGAUCCCACCAUCAAUCCCGGUCUGGGUUCGCCUCGCUGCCCGCGUUGUCUCUCUUUGUUAAAUUCUAAUUCUGACAAGGCUGAGUGGGCCAUCACCUCUGUUUUGCACGACGCAACUGCCGUGGCUGGCUCUGGUAUUGGUGGAAUGCUUAGUGCAGUUCAUGGUUUUAAUACAGGGAUUCCGUUUCUUCAAAAUCAUCUUAAGGGGCCAAAGUGGGUUCCCUUUGUAACUGGGAUUCCUCUGCUUCUAAUGUUUUCUGGUGCAAGUGCUGCAUUUGGAGGUUAUGCGCUUCCGAAGUUUGCCCAACUCACUGUGACUUCUUACUAUGCUGCAUCAAGUGCUUCACAUUAUGGGAUUUCACUUUUAACUCGACAUAUUGAAGAGGCCCACAUGUCCAAAACUUGGCAAGAAAGGCUAAGAUGAUUUUCUUGUAGGUACACAAACUAGAAUCUAAAUUUCUUAAAUAUAUAAACAAUGCUAUAUAUGUGACAACCUUUAAAAUAGCUACUUCUCAUAUACAUUUUUUUUUUUUUUUUUUGCAUCUUAGAAUGUGCUUACAUAAUAAAAAUAUUGAGUGAAGUUAAAUUUACAUCACUGAAAUGUCUCAUCUAUUCAAAAUUUAUCGGUUCGGUUAAUGAUUCUGGGGAUGGGCUGAUAGCGUAUUUUAUCUGUUCUGUUAAUGAUUCUGGGGAUGGGCUGAUAGCGUAUUGUUGUUCUAUGUGUAUGGCAGUUAAACUUGAGUUCACUUAGCAGGUUCGGGUUCGGGUUCAGGAAGAGACUUGCAAUUCUUUUAGUAAACGCUUUGUAUUGAAUCUCUACCUGUCAAAAGAGCUUAAUUCUUUCUUUAUAAUGAAACAUCAUUGGGUAAUUUGUUAUUGGAAAACAAUUUACAUUGACCCAAUGAUCCGUCCGACGUUUAAAUAAAAACUUGAAUUUUACAAGUUCUGCUUCCAUAAACCCCGAAAAAAAUGAUGCAAAAUGAACCCUUUUGUGUCGUGGGGUCGGAGAGUUGUUAUUUAGUCCUUAAAGAUUAUUUAGAGUUUCUCUGAUUCACAGUACAACACAAUUAAUAUCAAUACCAGAAUAACAGUGUUCCU